This is a messenger RNA of Gekko japonicus, 2451 nucleotides long. It is a transcript of the gene ACE2, whose product is annotated as angiotensin I converting enzyme 2. The record is from RefSeq and is a predicted model, not a curated record. The transcript has 18 exons. Gene Ontology annotation, biological process: proteolysis. Bases 1 to 2451 code for a protein of 816 amino acids. Gene Ontology annotation, molecular function: metallopeptidase activity; peptidyl-dipeptidase activity. Lineage: Eukaryota; Metazoa; Chordata; Lepidosauria; Squamata; Gekkonidae. Gene Ontology annotation, cellular component: plasma membrane.
AUGCGGAGGCAUCUCUGUCUUCUUUGGAAUUUGGCUCUUCUGGCUGCAGCCCAGGAUGUGACCCAAAGGGCCAAAGAAUUUCUGGAACAGUUUAACCCGCGAGCAGAAAAUCUGUCUUAUGAAAACUCACUUGCUUCAUGGAAUUACAAUACCAAUAUCACAGAGGAGAAUGCCUGGAAGAUGGAUGAAGUCGGCUCCAGAUGGUCAGUGUUUUAUCAAGAAGCUUCCCAAAUGGCCAGUAGUUUUGAUGUGAAUAGCAUUUCUGAUCCCCAUAUCAAGCUCCAGAUUCAGUCUCUGCAGUACAAUGGAUCCUCUGUACUAUCAGCAGAAAAACGAAGCAAACUGUACAGCAUUUUAAGUACGAUGAGCACCCUUUACAGUACCGGGACUGUGUGCAACCUGGCAGAUACCUCUACAUGUUUGCCCCUGGAACCAGGUCUGGAUGCUAUAAUGGCCGACAGUACUGAUUAUUCAGAGAGACUGUGGGCUUGGCAAGGCUGGAGAGCUGACAUUGGCAAGAAAAUGAGGCCUUUAUAUGAAGGUUAUGUUGAACUGAAGAAUGAGAUUGCAAGGGGGACUAAUUAUUCUGACUAUGGAGAUUACUGGAGAGGAAAUUAUGAAACAGAUUAUCCCGAGGAUUAUCGAUACAGACGCGAGCAGCUGAUCACCGAUGUGGAAGAAACAUUUCAACAAAUAAAACCUUUGUAUCAGCAGCUACAUGCUUAUGUGAGGAGUAAUCUCCAGAAAAUAUAUGGCUCACAUCGCAUUGACUCAAAAGGAUGUCUUCCUGCUCAUUUGCUUGGUGACAUGUGGGGUAGAUUUUGGACAAAUUUAUAUCCUUUAAUGAUUCCCUAUCCAAAUAAACCAAAUAUUGAUGUGUCUUCUGCAAUGGUUGAGAAGAACUGGAAUGUAACAGCUAUAUUUAAAGCUGCUGAGAAGUUUUUUGUCUCAGUUGGCCUCUACAACAUGACAGAGGGCUUCUGGGAAAAUUCUAUGCUUGUAGAACCUAACGAUGGCAGGAAAGUUGUCUGUCAUCCCACUGCCUGGGAUAUGGGAAAAGGAGACUACAGGAUCAAGAUGUGCACCAAAGUGACUAUGGAUGACUUCCUGGUAGCACACCAUGAGAUGGGGCACAUUGAAUACGAUAUGGCCUAUGCCCACCUUCCUUAUCUGCUAAGAAGUGGUGCCAAUGAAGGAUUCCAUGAAGCCAUAGGAGAGAUCAUGUCACUUUCUGCAGCCACUCCAAACCAUUUGAAAUCCCUUGGUCUUUUGGAUCCUAACUUCCAGGAAGAUGAUGAAACGAAGAUCAAUUUCCUUCUCAAACAGGCCCUCACUAUUGUUGGAACUAUGCCUUUCACAUACAUGCUAGAGAAAUGGCGGUGGAUGGUGUUUGCUGGUACGAUCUCAAAAGAACAAUGGAUGAGAAAAUGGUGGGAAAUGAAGCGUGAGAUAGUGGGUGUUGUUGAGCCAUUGCCUCAUAAUGAGGCAUACUGUGAUCCUGCAGCUCUCUUUCACGUAGCCAAUGACUACUCUUUUAUAAGAUACUACACAAGGACAAUUUAUCAGUUCCAGUUUCAAGAAGCACUUUGCAAAGCCGCUAAUCACACGGGUCCCCUUUACGAAUGUGACAUUACUAAUUCAACCGCUGCUGGCCACAAGUUAUGGAACAUGCUUACCUUGGGGAGAUCUGAGCCUUGGACCAAGGCUUUACAAAAUGUGACAGGAGAAAAGGAAAUGAAUGCAACUGCACUUCUUCACUACUUUCAGCCUUUAUACGAGUGGCUGAUAGAGAACAAUGCCAACAGAUUUGUUGGUUGGGAUACAGCCUGGUCUCCAUAUGUCAACGAUACAAUCAAAGUGAGGAUCAGCCUGAAGGCAGCACUGGGAGAUAACGCGUACAAAUGGAAUGAAAAUGAAAUGUAUUUAUUCACGGCAACAAUUGCCUAUGCCAUGAGAAAGUACUUUUCGGAGAAGAAAAAUGAAACAGUAGAAUUUCGAAGUGUAAAUAUUCAUGUCGGUGAUGUGACACCAAGAAUCUCCUUCCAGUUUAUUGUCACCAUGCCUAAUAAUGACUCAGACAUUGUUCCCAGAUCUGAAGUGGAGGAAGCAAUCAGAAUAUCACGCGGCCGCAUCAAUGAAAUUUUCCAACUGGAUGACCAAACUCUAGAGUUUAUUGGCAUUGCUCCAACACUGGAACCACCUUACACACCUCCAGUCACUGUCUGGCUGAUAUUAUUUGGAAUUGUCAUGGGCAUUGUCGUAGUUGCGAUGAUUGUCUUGAUCAUCACUGGACAAAGAAACCGGAAAAAGAAAAGAAAGGCAACUGAAAAUGAGUUAUCCCAAACAACAAUAGCGAACUGUCAUGACAACAGUGGAGCAAAGGAUGAUGACAACGGUGGACAAAAUAAUCUAAAUUAUCUGCAAGAUGAUGAGUGCUCAUCAGCAUUCUAA